AUGAUUCACAUUACUCUGUCCCUCGCCAUUGGUCUUGUCGUUACCCAGGCUCGGCCCCAGAUUGCCGGUAUCCCUUCUAUCGUUCCUCGGAUCUCAGGUCAGCUUCCAUCCACGAUAGUGACCGGGGUGCCGAAAGCUACGAUUGCAUCUUCGCCAAAUCUGCAGCUCACCAUCCCCACUAUCGUUGCACUCACUGACAAGGCAGCCAUCGCCUCCUUACUGAAACAACCGGCCAACUCUGGUCUUCCACAACUUUCCAGUGCGCUCAGAGUACUGUCCAAUGGAUACGUCUCGGCCUUGCCAACAAUCCCUCAAUCGAUUCCUGUGCCAAGUAUCGUCCCGGCAACUGGCAUUGCACUGCCAUCCGACAGUAUACCCGCCAUAACGGACCUAGCUCUGCCGUCUUUGAGCGCUCCAUCAGCAACACCGCCAGCAAUAAUCGGAAUCCUCCAGGAAAUCGGCAACGAUGUCUUCCUAGGCCUCGCUGGAGAUCUCAGUAGUCUUCUCAGUGUCAUUUCCACCGCCGUCGCGAGUCCGACCGCAGCUCCGGGACUGAUCUCUAUAUCGGCUCCGCCUUUGUCUGAUCUGGUACGACCUACAACUGGAGUGUCAGAAGCAAUCCCAACGGCCGUGAAACGAGAUGCCGAGGCCGAGCCUCAAAUCCUCGGAGCACUUCUCUCGGCUUUGCUUCCGCAAGCGGGUAACCCUCAGCCUGCACUGCCAACUCCUCCGGUUCCUUUGAUAUCCGGCUUGAGCAUCCCAUCCAUUCAAACAGGGCUGGCUCUCCCAUCCAUUAUAUCCUUGCCAUCAACUUUACCAUCCAGCCCUGUCUCGAUCAAGGAUCUCGGCUCCGUGGUACUGAAUAUCGUCAAAGACAUCCCAACUCUCCUCACCACAGUUCUAGCCGAGAUAACUCCCGAUCUCGCCAAUCUGACACCSCAACAAACAUCCGAAGCAGAAACUGCACUCGCUUUCCUCAACCUCCUCUCUCUCCUCGACCCAAUCACUUUCAGGGGAUUCUCCCAGCUCACAGACCUUGCUGCCGUGCACACCUUUGCAGAAGAGCUCCCACCCUUGGACUUCCUGACUGUGGUGGAGGCGCUCGGAUGGAGACGUUUGUUCUUCAGCACGUCGCUGGAUCCUCUGUUGAAGGAUCCUGUUAAGUUCUUGGGUGAGAUCGGGGAGUUGCAGCCGAUUGUGGAGAAUUUACCKGCUGCGGUCAGUUUUUUGGUGCUGCAGCAACUGGGCGUGGCGGAUGUUUUGGGGUCGUUGGGGCUGGAUGUGCCGGAUGUGUGA
This is a messenger RNA of Ramularia collo-cygni, 1296 nucleotides long. RefSeq lists its product as uncharacterized. NCBI's taxonomy places the organism in Eukaryota, Fungi, Ascomycota, Dothideomycetes, Mycosphaerellales, Mycosphaerellaceae. The transcript is spliced from 2 exons. The record is from RefSeq and is a predicted model, not a curated record. The coding region runs from base 1 to 1296 and encodes 431 amino acids.